Messenger RNA from Colossoma macropomum (tambaqui), 2388 nucleotides. It is a transcript of the gene sox18, whose product is annotated as SRY-box transcription factor 18. Lineage: Eukaryota; Metazoa; Chordata; Actinopteri; Characiformes; Serrasalmidae. Gene Ontology annotation, biological process: lymphangiogenesis; positive regulation of transcription by RNA polymerase II; angiogenesis. The record is from RefSeq and is a predicted model, not a curated record. The transcript is spliced from 2 exons. Gene Ontology annotation, molecular function: DNA-binding transcription factor activity, RNA polymerase II-specific; RNA polymerase II cis-regulatory region sequence-specific DNA binding. The coding region runs from base 702 to 2078 and encodes 458 amino acids.
GAGGCCUGUCAACAUUUGCUUUCCUCAUUAAAGAUAACACUAAUGAGCACAACUUUCUCUGUGGUCACCCCCCGCCUUCCCCCAAGACCACAGGAGGGGGUCCGUGUGAGUGGGUUUGUGUGUGCGUGCACGCGUGAGAUAGAUUUAGAGCGUGUGUGUGUGUGUGUGUGUGUGUGUGUGUGCGUAUUCUGUACUAGACUAAAACAAUGGCCCUCUCAGAUUACAUCUCUCUGUCUGUGGAGGCUGCAGAGGAGGGGGCAGAAAUCCAACUGGCUGCCCAUCCCGCCCGUCCCGUCUCAGCCUGCGCUCUGAUUGGCUCGGGCCACUUAUAUAUCUACAACAUGGGUCUAUCAAAGCUCACCACAACUUUCAAACUUUAGUACCAGAAACAGGCAGCAGUCCUGAACAGCAGGAGCUGGAGAGCACGCUGGCAUCCAUCUGUGGGAUUCUACUCUUCUCAGACAGCUUUGAUUCUUCUCAUUUUUGUAGGUUUUCUUGCCAUUUUUUCUCUACAUAUCACUUUUCUUGCUGUCUGUGUAUCUUUUUGUUUGCUCUGUAAUUUUGGCAGCUCGUGUCAUUUCUGUGUGGGACACGAAACUGUAGCAAGUACGACAUAAAAGAGAAAGAAAAAAAGCAACAGGCACUUUCAUUUGCUCGACUUAACCAAGCCGUGUGCCGUCACUCGGGUCGUCUUUGCUGGAAUGAAUAUAUCUGAGUCUAGUUACUGUCAAGAGGCCACCACUCAGCCCAGCCAGGUCGUGGAGCGCGGAGCAUGGGGCCCUUCCUCAAGCCCAGCGGGCCCUGACCGGAGCCACGGAUUUGACCACGGUCUGACCACGGAGCUGGGGUCCCACUCUGGAGGUGCCGCAGUGGCGGCGGAAAGGAGGACGGGCAGCCCGGACUCGACCCGUCCCGGGACGGCCGCCGAUGGGAAGUGUGGGGGCGAGGCGCGGAUCCGCAGGCCCAUGAACGCAUUCAUGGUGUGGGCUAAAGACGAGCGCAAGCGGCUGGCACUGCAGAACCCGGACCUGCAUAAUGCUGUACUGAGCAAAAUGCUGGGUCAGUCCUGGAAGUCCCUGAGCACACUGGACAAGCGUCCAUUUGUAGAGGAAGCGGAGAGGCUCCGGCUGCAGCACCUGCAGGAUCACCCUAACUACAAAUACCGCCCCCGCCGCAAGAAGCAGCCCAAGAAGAUGAAGCGGGUGGAGCCAGGCCUGCUCCUGCACGGCCUGGCGCAAGGCGUGGCCGGAGGAGCUGGAAGCGGAGAGGCCUACCCUCAGCAUCCUCACGCACAUCACCUGCUGCCUUCUUUGGGACACUUCCGGGACCUCCAACCCUCUGGAGCCUCAGAGCUGGAGAUCUACGGCCUGCCCACUCCAGAGAUGUCUCCACUGGACGUGCUGGAAGAGGGUGGAGGCGACUCCGUCUUCUUCCCCCCUCAUAUGCAAGAAGAUGUUGGCCUGGGACCAUGGGUCAACUACCACCAACAUCAGCACCAAAACCACAACCACAACCACCAUGGAGGCCACCACAGUCACUCCAGCCACCACCACCACCCCUCCAACCCUCAUACCCUCCAGCAUGCCCACCCACACCUCAACCACAAGUCCCCUCUGGCCUGCCGGCCCAUCCAGGAAAAGUGCAUGGGCCCCGAGCCUACGAACCCUCCAAGUCUGUACCCUCCCCAGACAAGUAUGGGUCUACCAGACCCAACCAAAGCCCAGCAACCUCCUAGUGCCCCCAUUCAAACUGGCUACUAUGCUCAGAUGUAUGGAACCAGUCAGCAACCACCAGCCUUCACCUCCCAACUGGGGCAACUGUCUCCUCCUCCAGAAUCUUCCAACCCAGCUCCUGCACCAUCCGUUCCCCAGGUCCCUCCACCUUCCCUGGACGCUAGCGACCAGCUCGGGCACUCAGCGGACUUCUGGAAUGAGGUGGACCGCCAUGAGUUCGAGCAGUAUCUGACCACCAGCAGGACUAGAGUGAGCAGGAAUGCAUGUGAGGAGAGCAAUACACUCAUAUCGGCCCUGUCCGACGCCAGCAGUGCCGUCUACUACAGCGCCUGCAUUACUGGAUAAAAAUGUGUUCAACGCUAGCAAAUUGUUGCUAUCUUAACAAAACCUUGUAUCUCUGAAAUGGCAACUUUAGAGGAGAAACUUUCGUAAGAAAACGAGAAAAUAUCCAGAGUAAUUUUGGACCAUUUCUAGUGAUCACGCACACACAAACAAGGGCUUGAUGGAAGGUUUUGAUAUGACAGUAACAAAUCGCUGCUGUCGAAUAAAAAACCUUGUAUCUCCAUUUUUGUUUUUCAGUUUUUGGCGUAAUUUGAAAAAGCCUGUUGUUCUUUACAUUGUGUGUAAAUUUCAUGAAGAAUGGACCAAAAGAAAU